AUGGCAAUUAUAUCCACAAGCAUAUCAUUUCUAAUCAUCACCUCCAUCAUUCUACCACUGUUUGCCUAUGUGAUUGGCAUACUCAUCCCAGCAAGCCAUAUCGUAUCUCGAUCGGUAAAUCUCAAGUUGCCGUCCAAGAGGCUUUGGGACAUUCUUAUUGAUGUAUCAAAAUAUCCUGAAUGGCAGCCCAAAGUUGAGAAAGUUACUGUGCAAGAGGAAAAAGACCAGCAAACAGUCUUUGUGGAGCAUUCUACUCGCAAACGACAUACCGUCAUCAUUCACCAUCAAAGAGCACCCUACAGGUGCUUGCUAAGGAUCUUGGAGGAAAGAACUAGCAUCGAUGGACAGAAAAAGAUACCUACGUUCUCUGGCUCUUGGACGUUUGAAAUCAUCCAAGAUAAAGAAACCGAGGAUCAAGUGACACUGAAAAUAACAGAGCAAGGCGUUAUAAGGAAGCCAAUUGUUCGUGUUACCCAUUUGCUGCUAUUUGGAUUUCAUCGCAGAAUAGAUAGAUUCAUCAAUGAUUUGCAAGCAUUGAUUGCAAAGGAGGAGGGCAAGUAUUCUAGCGAAAACCAGGGUCAAGAAAAAGCACAGCAGCAAGAUGAGCCCUCAAACAUCAUCAGCCACAGUGAGCAGCAAGGGGAGGACACACCUACUGUGACCGAGAAGGUGUUGGUUGAGGAUCAGGAGUCGUAUCAUUCAACAGUGUUACCAAAUGAGCAGGAUACAGCCGCCAGCCAUAACCUCGUAUCGUUCGAUGAAGAUUUACCAAAAAACGAUAGCACACAAGCAACAGCAGACGGUUCACUUGAUCAGCAGGUAGCGACAAAUGACACAUUGAUGACCGAGUCAAAGCUGGUCAAUGGGUGGGAUAUGGUGAGCGAGAUAUACGAGCGUCCGUCAAAGAAGUCGGCAUAA
Molecule: messenger RNA, 918 nt
Organism: Mucor velutinosus
Lineage: Eukaryota; Fungi; Mucoromycota; Mucoromycetes; Mucorales; Mucoraceae
Product: 60S ribosomal protein L35, L29
Exons: 1
Coding region: 1-918 (305 amino acids)
Source: RefSeq, a predicted model, not a curated record